Ceratotherium simum simum (southern white rhinoceros) is the source of this 8067-nucleotide messenger RNA. It is a transcript of the gene PRICKLE2, whose product is annotated as prickle planar cell polarity protein 2. NCBI's taxonomy places the organism in Eukaryota, Metazoa, Chordata, Mammalia, Perissodactyla, Rhinocerotidae. Gene Ontology annotation, molecular function: zinc ion binding. The record is from RefSeq and is a predicted model, not a curated record.
GGAGAGCUUGGAGCUUCUCUGCCCAGGACCUGAGCGAUUUUCCUGGAUCCAGCGCUGCGCACGGAGCAGCUGCCACCGCCCUGGGAAUGUUAUCCCCCUUGCGCGGAGCCCCUGCAGGGCCCCCUCUGGCUCCGGGCAGUUGGCGGCAGACGCCCCGCUGGGCUUCUUAGCCGCAGCGGCACCCCCGGCCCCUGGGUCUGCGGCCCCCUUCCUCCUCCUCCCUGGCCGGCGGAGGCGCCGCAGCGGCGAGCAAUGCAAGGCUGAGCUGGGAAGAUCUGCCUGCACUGCAAGUGCCCUCAGGAGGAGCACAUGGUGACAGUGAUGCCCCUGGAGAUGGAGAAGACUGUCAGCAAACUCAUGUUUGACUUCCAGAGGAACUCGACCUCGGACGACGACUCAGGCUGCGCCUUGGAGGAGUAUGCCUGGGUCCCGCCGGGGCUGAAGCCUGAACAGGUUCACCAGUACUAUAGCUGUCUCCCAGAAGAGAAAGUUCCUUAUGUCAACAGUCCUGGAGAGAAACUGCGAAUCAAGCAGCUGUUACACCAGCUGCCGCCACAUGACAAUGAGGUUCGAUAUUGCAACUCCCUGGAUGAGGAAGAGAAGAGGGAGCUGAAGCUCUUCAGCAACCAGAGGAAACGUGAAAACUUGGGCCGAGGGAAUGUCAGGCCCUUCCCAGUCACCAUGACAGGAGCUAUAUGUGAACAGUGCGGAGGCCAGAUUAAUGGCGGGGACAUCGCUGUGUUUGCAUCGCGAGCUGGCCACGGUGUUUGCUGGCACCCACCCUGCUUUAUAUGCACUGUCUGCAACGAGCUCCUGGUGGAUUUGAUCUACUUUUACCAAGAUGGGAAGAUAUACUGUGGCAGGCACCAUGCAGAGUGCCUGAAGCCGCGCUGUGCAGCCUGUGAUGAGAUCAUCUUUGCAGAUGAAUGCACGGAAGCUGAGGGGCGGCACUGGCACAUGAAACACUUUUGCUGCUUCGAGUGCGAGACAGUGCUGGGCGGCCAGCGCUACAUCAUGAAGGAGGGAAGGCCCUACUGUUGCCACUGCUUCGAGUCCUUGUACGCAGAAUAUUGUGACACCUGUGCCCAGCACAUAGGGAUCGACCAAGGUCAGAUGACCUAUGACGGCCAACACUGGCACGCCACUGAGACCUGUUUCUGCUGUGCUCACUGCAAGAAAUCUCUCCUGGGGCGGCCGUUCCUCCCAAAACAGGGCCAGAUAUUCUGUUCCCGGGCCUGCAGUGCUGGGGAGGACCCUAAUGGCUCCGACUCAUCCGAUUCAGCCUUUCAGAAUGCCAGGGCCAAGGAGUCCAGGCGUAGCGCCAAAAUCGGCAAGAACAAGGGCAAGACGGAGGAGCCCGUGCUGAACCAGCACAGCCAGCUCCAGGUGAGUUCCAGUCGGCUGUCGGCCGAUGUGGACCCCCUGUCGCUGCAGAUGGACCUGCUCAGCCUGUCCAGCCAGACACCCAGCCUCAACCGGGACCCCAUUUGGAGGAGCCGAGAUGAGCCUUACCAUUAUGGGAACAAGAUGGAGCAGAACCAGUCCCAGAGUCCUUUGCAGCUCCUCAGCCAGUGCAACAUCAGAACUUCCUACAGUUCGGGAGGGCAAGGGGCUGGGGCCCAGCCUGACAUGUGGGCCAAGCACUUCAGCAACCCCAAAAGGAGCUCGUCACUGGCCAUGAAGGGGCAUGGCGGCAGCUUCAUCAAGGAAUGCCGAGAGGACUAUUACCCGGGAAGGCUGAGAUCCCAGGAGAGCUACAGCGAUAUGUCCAGUCAGAGCUUUAGUGAGACCCGAGGCAGCAUCCCGGUCCCCAAAUAUGAGGAGGAGGAGGAGGAGGAAGGGGGCAUAUCCGCUCAGCAGUGUCGGACCCGUCAUCCCAUCAGUUCCCUAAAGUACACUGAGGACAUGACACCCACAGAGCAGACCCCUCGGGGCUCCAUGGAAUCGCUGGCCCUGUCUAAUGCAACAGGCCUCUCUGCAGAUUGUGGCGCCAAGCGCCAGGAGCACCUAUCCCGGUUUUCCAUGCCUGACCUCAGCAAAGACUCUGGAAUGAAUGUCUCCGAGAAGCUGAGCAACAUGGGCACGCUUAACUCAUCCAUGCAGUUCCGGAGCGCGGAGUCAGUUCGCAGCCUGCUGUCUGCCCAGCAGUACCAGGAGAUGGAGGGAAACCUCCACCAGCUCGGCAACCCCAUUGGGUACAGAGACCUGCAGUCCCACGGAAGGAUGCAUCAGAGCUUUGAUUUUGAUGGGGGGAUGGCGGGCAGCAAGCUGCCGGGGCAAGAGGGUGUGAGGAUCCAGCCCAUGAGCGAACGCACGCGGAGAAGAGCUACUUCCCGCGACGACAACCGCCGCUUCCGACCUCACCGCUCCAGGCGUUCCCGACGCUCUCGGUCAGACAACGCCCUCCACCUGGCCAGCGAACGCGAGGCCAUCUCUCGGUUAAAAGAAAGGCCCCCGCUCAGAGCCAGGGAGGACUAUGACCAAUUCCUGCGCCAGCGGAGCUUCCAGGAGAGCCUGGGCCAGGGGUCCCGGAGGGACCUGUACGGCCAGUGCCCGAGGACUGUGUCGGACUUGGCUUUGCAGAAUGCCUUUGGGGAGCGAUGGGGACCCUACUUCACCGAGUAUGAUUGGUGUUCCACCUGCUCCUCCUCCUCUGAGUCUGACAACGAGGGCUAUUUCCUAGGAGAACCAAUCCCCCAGCCAGCCCGCCUGCGAUAUGUCACAAGUGAUGAGCUGCUGCACAAGUACAGCUCUUAUGGCCUCCCCAAGUCUUCCACCUUAGGUGGCAGGGGACAGUUGCACAGCAGGAAAAGACAAAAGAGCAAAAACUGUAUCAUUUCUUAAUCUGAUUGGGGUCAGGGAAUGGGGGAAGAUGGGAGCUAAGAAUGUAGAUUCAGAAAACUUGCACUGUUUUACAUUUUAAAGCGCUUUUGGGGGUGGUUCCUGGAGAAGAAGAGGGAAGUGCUCUCAGUUGAUGGAGGCAAGGAUACAGAUUGACUCAAUAGGUAGUCACAGUUCUUGGCAUGUUAAUAUUAUUUGCACAUUUCACUUUGGAAUCACGAUAGACUCUAUGGCGGCCCCAGGUUGGUCACCUCCUUGCCAUCAGUCUGUGCUGAGUUACCACUCGCAAGAUGGCAAAUUGUUUCCCACUCGCUUAUAUCCUCUCUGGUUCUCUUACUUUUAGGACCCUUUUUCCAGUAAGUAAUUUGUUUAUUAGCCAGGACCCAACACUAAGUUAUUUACAUGUCCAUUGUAAAUGCUAUGUAAAUGAGAGUUCUGAUAAAAUAUUUUUGUAUUUUGUAAUAUCAAAGGAAUUUCUAUAUCGUAAGACUCAGUGGAGACUUGCAUGCACAUCCAGCCUUGUCUUUGAGUAGUAUUCGAAAGUGGUCCAGGACCACCUUUUGUUUUCUUCUUUCUAUACAAGUUUGUUACAUGUCAGUGAGACCUUUUUCAAAGGAGUUUAUUCAAUUUGGCUUUUUGUGGCUGAAAAAAAAAAAAGUAACUAUUAUACCCAAAGCAUUUUAUGCUCCAUUCCAUCUUUAAGGAGCCAUCCUUAAGUCUGCUCCUACCCUCAGUAGAAUCUCUUCCCUACAAAGUGAUAGUAAUUUUUUUUUUCAUUGCAAACGUAACUUUGCCAAUUAGAGAAAGCAACCAGUGUCAGUCAAGUGCUGUGAGAAAUGCCCUCCCUGCUGGGAACAUUGAAGUUGCUUACUAUUGAUCUGUCCCUUGGGGACAAUAAAAGUGACUGUGAGUGGUGCCGUGUGUGAUGUCAGCAUGACGUUGUUUUGACUGUGGCAUUAUUUUCUGGUGCUCCUGUUUCCUGGAUUGUAUUAUCUGCUUUCCUUUACCAAGGCAGACGGAACAGCUGCCUUAGCCUGACAACCGAUUGUCCUCACUGCAAAUGAGCUUAAGCAUAAGGAAUUUAGGGACAGAAAGGUUCUGAGGGGCUCUGGUGGUGAUGGUGUGUUCUAGAGUGUGUGUCACACAUGGAGAAGGAACAAGGUCAUUUGAAAACAGAAAGCAGGUCCAGGGUAGAAACUGAAGGAGGAUAUGAAGGAGGGUCAGAGCAAAGAAGAACUUCUGGAAAUGAAGCAGAGCAGAGGUGACAACCUCCUUGAAUUAGCCCCCAGUGCUUGUGGAAAGAAUCCAGUUUCACACACUCCGUAACCAGAGUAUCUCAGUUACCCGGAAUGGUUGAGCUGCUCAGGAGAUUUCAGAGUAAUGGUCUUGAAAAACAAAUGUUGUUGAAAGGGGGAUUUCCAUUUUGAACUUUGGGGACUGUUGAUCAGACAGAAAAUGGGCUCAAAAGUGAGUUUGCUUAAAGAAGACAUUUAACGGUUGUGUUGUUUAUAGUCAAAUAAAACUUCCUACCUUGCUUCAGUUAAAAAUGAAGCGCUUGCUUUUUCUUCCAUUCUCCUCCUCCCCUUAAUGGAUUGUGGCAGUUGAAAUAAUCCAUCGGAGGACCCACCUGUAGUGAGAUGUACUGUCGAUGUAGUACACGGUGUAUCUCAAUGGCCAUCUGCCAUGGUGAGGUGAGCGUGGUCUCUUUUCAGUAUAGUAGUUAAUAUUUUCUAGUAUUUUUUUAUGGAGAGAAUGUGAAAAGUGGCUUUUCAGACACCAUAUCAAAUGGGUCUGGGGAGAGGAAGGCUGUAAAGGAUGUGGAAAUGGCACUCCAUUCAGGAUGUAUUAAAAUAAUUUGCUUUUCAGGUAUUAAUAGGACAUUUGUCAUUGUCACUGAUUUUUUAAAAAAGCAAUGCAAAUGUUGGUUGUGGCUGUUUCCGCAUGCUAUCUUCAUAUCUAAAUGCUUCAUUAAUUAUCCAAGCCUACGGAGAAUUAACUCUAUUAUGUUUGUAUAGUAAGUUUGUAAACUGCUUGGCAAACUGAUUAAGAAAUAAUGUGCAACACCCUGCUACUAAAGUAGCGGGUUUCUGGUAGAAAUCGGGUGAGUCCAAUUUGGAGUUCUGAGUUCCUUAAUUGAUGCGAAUAAAAAGGCAUUUUGGAAAAAGAAAAGAGAGAAAAAAGUAGAUCAUGUAACUUAGCAAACAGCUGAAAAUAAUGUCUGUCCUCUGUGGCCUGGAAUUCAAUGAAAGAAAUUCUCCUAGUAAAUGUCGCUUUCUAACUCUGUCCUUUUCAGAGUACCUCUUACAUUUCCCAGAUGAGGCUUUAACCACCAUCAGUAGAAAGAAGGAUGUGGCCUAGAAACUGACACAGAACUAGUACCCAAAGGGAUCAGAGGAAUAAGAAUUUCAGAUCUAGCUGCCCAGGGAUAUCCAGCAGCUGAACUGGUCAGAUAUAAUGAAUUGAGAUAUAAUGAAUUACAAGCCUCAGGGUCACACUGUCUACAAGCAAGAUCACCUCCAUCUAUUCCACCACUGCAGAUGUCUUCUCCCCAGCCCACGUGCAGCCAGGCACCUUGCAGGCCUCCUUUCUGUUGGGGGACAGCUAAAUCCUCACGAUGAUGAUGGAACCUCCAAGUGAAUGCUCCAGAGAGAGCAGGUGUCACUGUAUUGGGAGUUUCCCCUGUUAGUGAUAACUUACAUGUAACAUCCCAGACUCCCAUUCCCAAAAAUUCAAUGCAUUCUAUUCUGAGGCAAGAAUGUAGGGUCCUUACCUGAUUCCUCCAUCAUAGCCAUGAGCUCUUCUUGGGCAAGUUUCACCUGUGAGUGGGGCCUGCACUCACCUCUUCUUAGAUCAUCAUUUCAUCUUCAGUAGACUGUUUUUAGAAAAGUAAUCUUUUCCCAGUUUCCUCUCUAAUGGGGUUUGGUUUUGUUGUUGUUGUUUUCCUUUUUUUUCUACCUCUCCUCAUAUUGGACUUGUUCUUGUCCUUUGGUUAAAACCACAGUUUUGGAGUUCAGUUCAUUUCCUAUUUCUGCUCGAUUUAGUGGCAAUAGAGCUGACUCUUUCCCAAGAAGUAGAAGUCAUUGACAGUUUCCUGAAUGGCCCUGCCAAUACAUGCUACCCUUGAUACUAUGAACAAGUUUCUUAGCAGGCUGGUGGCAUUGAAUGUGGCAUUCAGGCACCCUUCCUUCUGUCAUAUAGUUCUGGGAUCUCUACCAAGUACGAAGGUGAAUGAGGCAAGGGAAACUGAACCAUGCUUCCUGGUUUUGCAUGUGUUUGAGGAGGAAGAAUUCCUGGUGUUGGUUGGUUGACACCUUCCUUCCACAUUUCACCCUCUGUUCUCUAGUCCUCUCUUUCCACCCUCAGCCAGCCCAGUGAAUAAGCAACUUUGUAUUUCUAGUAUGGGACCUGAAGGCAGCUCUUUCUCAUCCUCUUUUCCAUUCUGUAGAAUGCUCCUGCACUGCAGCAAGAUUGUAUUUCCUUCUUCCUGGCAGCAGCUUUCUGCUUCUUGAGUACCGCUAGCCAUUGUUGAGUUGAGGUGGGGCCAGUGAUGGCAUAUAUGGAACACAUGCUCUGCCAUCCCUGCAACCUGGGCAGAUACAACCAAUGUGUCACUGAAUACUUUCCCAAAGAACGUGGAUGCAGCCUCAAAAAUCUUCACAACACUCCAAACAGCCAGGACCAAUUGAUCUUAUUUGUCUGAUAACAAAUCUUAUCUGUGAACUGAUUCUUAUCUGUCUUUCCACCCUGGGCUCUUUCGCCAUUGGCUCAAAACAGUACACCAGCUAUUUAGAAAGUAUCAUUCAUCAAUUAUUGUGAGACUCCAAUUCCAAUGUCUCCCUGCUGUGGAUGCUUAAGGAGGCUGGCUUCUUUAGCCUAAACCAAGACCCAUCUCUGGCCUCCUUCUCCAUUCUCGUGUUCUUGGCCAAUAAUUAUAGGCAACCUUCUGUUCAUCCUUCUGCAGAGGUCAGAUAGGAGUCCAUCUUAUUCCUUGUCUAAUCCCACCUUCUAAUAAGAAAUAACACAAAUAUUUAAAUUCCAAGGAGAAGUGCUCUUUGCGUAUUUCUGUCUAACAGAAACCAGAUGCGAACGCCUAAGAAGGAGGAUCUAUCUAUGACAAAGGAAAGUGGAAAAUGGAACCAGUUAUGGGAAUAUUUCAUGCCAGAAGAGUUGCUAUAAGCAACUGUUGAGCACCUUCAGGGCUUUGAAAUGGGCUCUGCGGACAGCAUUCCAGGUGCAGGACUCAGCCAGCCUCCUCUGCCAAUUCUGAAGGCAGUUUCAGAUUGCUGCCUCUUGAGGUACAUUUCUUGAAAGCACAAGACAAGUGGGAAUGAAGAGAGCUUUGCCUUGCCUCCAGUGAUUGGUCCCUCUGGGGCCUCAGCAGACACCAGAGCUUGUUUGUCUGACCACUUGGAAGCAGUCAUCAAGGCUAGGAUCAAGAAAGGAUUGGAAUCUUUUUUCCAUUUUCUCAUAAUAGUAGCCCAGUCAAUACAAGACUCCCAUAAAACAAUAGCUCACUGUUGGGAGCUAUUCUAUUUUAUAAGCUUACUUCCUGCUGACAAAACUAGCUUUCCCCAAGGGGUAUAAAAAGGAGGGGAGAGAUUCACAUAGUGUUAGGAAAACACUUCUGUGAUUUAGAUAUGGUGAAUCCGUAGGAUAAGAAAAAAUUGUCUUGUUCUAUCCUGCAAGUUUCCUGAGACAUCCCUCAACCCUGCUGGGCAUUUGGCCGUUGAUGUUCAAUAGGUCACUGACCAAGCUUUCCUAAAUUUUUCGGAGAGAGUUACUCACCAGUAAGAUCUGUUCUCAAGCCUAUCUAGCUGAUUUCCAUAUUUUUCUGUAAAGCAUUUUGGUUCUAUCAUAGGCCCUGACUUAACAUUCUAAGGCCUAUGAGUCCUCCAUUUUCCUUAGCAAAUUAGGACUUGGGCAGUUUUCCCUCUCCUAAACUCAUUCUCUCCUUUACAGGAUUGCUUUGUCCAUCUCCUGCUUCAAUUCCAAGUGCAUAAACAAAACCUCAAAAGGCCUGAGAAGGUGAGGCAGGCCAGAGUCUGUGUUGUGUGUCGAGUGUCAAGCUAUUUGUUAAGAAGGUCUGCAACAGGCCUUUGGUGUGGGCUCUGCCAGAGACGGGUGUGAACUCUUUGCUUGAGAUCCGUGCCCUGUAAAAUGGAUAUGAUGUUUUACUGAUGUCUGUAAUACAUUUGUAAACUUCCAAUAAAAUUUGAAUAAAAGAAA